This is a messenger RNA of Chaetomium strumarium, 1506 nucleotides long. Its product is annotated as Mur ligase. The record is from RefSeq and is a predicted model, not a curated record. Bases 1 to 1506 code for a protein of 501 amino acids. Gene Ontology annotation, molecular function: ATP binding; tetrahydrofolylpolyglutamate synthase activity. Gene Ontology annotation, cellular component: mitochondrion; cytoplasm; cytosol. Gene Ontology annotation, biological process: tetrahydrofolylpolyglutamate biosynthetic process. Lineage: Eukaryota; Fungi; Ascomycota; Sordariomycetes; Sordariales; Chaetomiaceae. The transcript has 3 exons.
AUGGCAACGGCCACCCGCACGUACAAUGACGCAAUUGAUGCGCUCAACUCGCUCCAGACCCCCUUCUCCGUGAUCGAGGCCCGCCGCAAGGCCGGCAUCCGGCCCGAUGCGGCGUCGAUCCGCGAGAUGCGCGGCUACCUCGCCCGCAUCGGCUACGGGCCGGAGGAACUGGACAGGCUCAACAUCGUCCACGUUGCGGGCACCAAGGGGAAAGGCAGCACGUGCGCCUUCGUCGACUCGAUCCUCUCGCGCUACCGGCAGAAGAAGAAGACCGGCGGCGGCGGCGGGGGGCCGCCGCACAAGGUCGGCCUCUUCACAUCGCCGCACCUGAUCGCGGUGCGCGAGCGCAUCCGCAUCGACUCGCGGCCCAUAUCGGAGGAGCUGUUCGCCAAGUACUUCUUCCAGGUGUGGGACCGGCUCGAGGCCAACGCCGACGUGGCGGCCGAUGCGGCGGCGCCCGGCAGCAAACCCGUCUAUGCGCGCUACCUGACGCUGAUGAGCUACCACGUCUUCCUGUCGGAGGGCGUUGACGCGGCCGUGUACGAGACGGGCAUCGGGGGCGAGUACGACGCGACGAACGUCGUGGAGCGGCCCGUCGCCAGCGGGAUCAGCACCCUCGGGAUCGACCAUGUGUUUAUGCUGGGCGGCACCGUCGACAAGAUCGCAUGGCACAAGGCGGGCAUCAUGAAGCCUGGGUGUCCGGCGUUUACCAUCGAGCAGGUUCCGUCGGCGGCCGAGGUGCUCAAGAACAGGGCUGUUGAGAAGGGGGUUGACCUGAAGGUGCUAGACAUCGAUCCGCGGCUGGAGUCGGUCAAGAUCCGCCCGGACGCGACGUUUCAGAAGCGGAACGCCUCGUUGGCUGUUGCAUUGGCUGAGACGGCGUUGAAGAAGCUGGAUCCUUCCUUCUCACCCAACCCGGAGAGGUUGCCGCAAGAAUUUGUGGACGGCCUGGAGCAGGUUGUCUGGCGUGGCAGGUGCGAGGUGAAAGAAGAAGGGAGCGUGCUCUGGCAUGUUGACGGUGCCCACACGGCCGACAGCCUGAAGAUGGCAGCCCGCUGGUUUGUCGGCGAGUGCGCCGCCCGAGCUGAAGGGGGACCCAAGGUGCUCAUCUUUAACCAGCAGGGGCGCACCGAGGCUGUCGACUUCCUCGACGGGUUGUGCAAUACCGUCAAGAACGCUGACCCAGCUGGGAAGGGGUUCGAGCAUGUCAUUUUCUGCACAAACGUCACAUAUGCCACGACGGGGUACAAACGGGACUUCGUGAACCACCAACACGAUCCCGCAGAUAUUGAGAAGAUGACGAUGCAGCGGGGGUUUGCCGAGAGGUGGAAGGCCCUGGACCCGUCUGCUAACGUCAUGCUCAUCCCGAACAUCGAGGAGGCCAUUAACACGGCCCGCGAUUUAGCAGAACGGGCUGGCGGGACGAAAGUGCAGGUGCUCGUCACCGGCAGUCUGCACCUAGUCGGCGGUGCGCUGGGUAUUCUCGAGGGUGCGGAUGCGCUGUAG